This is a messenger RNA of Coffea arabica (coffee), 1441 nucleotides long. RefSeq names its product factor of DNA methylation 2-like. Lineage: Eukaryota; Viridiplantae; Streptophyta; Magnoliopsida; Gentianales; Rubiaceae. The record is from RefSeq and is a predicted model, not a curated record. Gene Ontology annotation, biological process: gene silencing by siRNA-directed DNA methylation.
CAUCAACACCAUUAAUCUUAGGAUCCCCACUUCAGUUUUAAGAAAAGUUUAACAUGUAUCACUUCAAAAAGGAAUCUUGCUCCUCAUUUAUCAAAUAUGAAUGGAUUAAUUGUUGGACUAUUAUAUUAACACCCAACCAAAAAAUAAAAUAAAAAAUUCAGAACUCCAUGUCCGGGCAAUUGAACGAACAAUUUCUGAAUGUCGAAGAACUAAGCAAAAGCAGAUCAACGUUCAAAUGGAUUGCAUUGGUGAGGAGGUGUUCAAAAAACGGCGAAGACUCUGCAUUGCUCUGGCAAGGGAGAUUGACAACAAGAAUGAAAAGUUGCUGGAGAUGGAGCGUACAAUGAAAGAGAAGGACAUCCUGCUUAAAGAAGCUCUUGAAGCAAAGCAAAGCUUCAAGCUAGAACUUGAAAAGCUGAAGAGCAGGAUGGAAUUCCAAAAGAAAGAACUUGAGCAGCAAGGCAAGGAAGAAUUCAAUCACUGGCAAGCAACGGUAGUUGCACAAGGCAGAAAGCAAGAGAACAGUGAUAUGGGAUGUGUAGUGGAAUCUCAGAAGAUGAACUUAGAGCAAGCAAUCAAUGAAAUCGAGAAAUUUGACUCCAAAACUGACCUCAAUGGACAGCAUACCAUGGGUAACAAGGAUGAGCUUAUGCAAUUGAAGGUAUAUUUGAAAGCCUUGGAAGAUAAAGUUUCUGACAUGGAAGAUGAACAUCAAGCUCUCAUCACUAAAGAGCGCAUGAUGAAUGAUGAACUUCAAGAUGCUCGCAAAGAAGCUAUAAGAGCUUUGCAGGGCUUGUCCACUCACCACCUCAGAAAGUUCCAAAUCAAAAGAAUGGGACAGAUUGAUACAAAACCAUUUGAAGCUUUGUUCUCAAAUAAGUGCUCUAGUGAAGACUGGAACGCAGAAGCUAUAAAACUAUGUUCACUGUGGGAAGAAAAUGUGCGAAGUGCAAACUGGCAUCCUUUUAAGAGAGUUGAAAACCGUGGAAGAUUGAUUGAAAUUAUAGAUGACAAUGAUGAAAAGCUGAAAGAGCUAAGGAGUGAAUAUGGGGAAGAUGUCUUCAAGGCCGUAGCAAAUGCACUGAUGGAAUUGAACGAGUACAAUCCCAGUGGAAGAUAUCCAGUUUCUGAAUUGUGGGACUGUCAGAAAGGAAGAAAAGCUAGCUUGAAGGAGAUCAUUGAGUACAUUUCGAACAAACUGAAGACACUACAACCCAAAAGGAAGAGAUCGUGACUUUUCCAUGAUCCACCGUCCCGUUCCAAGCAGUAAUCUCCUUUAGUUUACUAAUCCUAUAACGUCUUAUGUUCCCAUAACGUCCAGCAUCACAUAGUUUACGUGCCAAAGAUCAUGACAAUUAAAUUUGCCUUACAUGUUGUGUUUUCGUCUUAUUCCUUUGGAUUGAUUUCCUCUGUUUUCAAUUAUAAUUAACAGCAAAAGAUG